Molecule: messenger RNA, 837 nt
Organism: Penicillium waksmanii
Lineage: Eukaryota; Fungi; Ascomycota; Eurotiomycetes; Eurotiales; Aspergillaceae
Exons: 2
Coding region: 1-837 (278 amino acids)
Source: RefSeq, a predicted model, not a curated record
AUGGUCGACUCUGAGUCCGACUUCUCCCAUGUCUCCAAAUUCAUUCUUGAUUUUCAACUUCAUGUUCUACAACCCUUGAUACUCAAGGCUCCGGCAUGCCAGUCUUCAUCGUCUAUGCUCGUCGCAUCGGUCGUCCGUCAACUACCAGAAAGCAGAGACAGACUCGGAGUCAGCGGCAGCGGCAGCGGCAACGGCAACGGCAACGGCGAGGCAUGGAAGUGGAGAAAGACCGGUCUACAGGUAUUGGACACCGAAAUGGGCCAGGACGACUGGCUCAUCGCCUUCGCCCCAAUAACCCUAAUCUCGACCGGCGGAUUCCUCGCGACAAACUUCUUCCACAACCGCGAGAGUACAGGGGAUAUCGACUACCUCCUCGAACCACAGUGGGCGCACGACAACGACAUCAAAAAGCCGCUCCGCGACGCGAUGACCCGCGCCGCGCGCCAUCUAGGAUUCAUCGACGACUGGCUCAAUGACGAAGUGGCCUUCUUCGUACCGGAUAACCACCGCGAGCUACUCUUCGAGAAAGCCGAGGAACAGAAUAUCGUGCUGUGGGAAGGGGCGAAUCUGCGCGUUCUCGCGGUGCCGCUGGAGUGGGCGCUGGAGCGCAAACUUCGUCGCAUACAUAAUAGUCGGAGACAUAUUAAGCGCGGGUCGGAUAUUUCGGAUGUGGUGGCUAUGUUGAAACAUUUGCGGACGCAGGCUGGUGGUCCGUUGAAUCGGGAAUAUGUGAGGACGAUGAGCAUUUGCUCGUUUGAGAUGCCGCCGGAUAAACACACCAUGAACGAGAUAGCAGCGGCUUAUCGAGACAAAUAUAAUGAAGAGGCUUUUCUAUAG